AUGCAGGAGAUGGAUCGGAAGCAGCACAACGACCUCUCUUGCAUAUUGCUCUCUGCAUGUGUUACUGCGUGCAAAGCAGCAGCUCUUGCUUGCGAGAUGAUGUCUGAGAUGGGGAAUCUCCUUGCACGCCGCCAGGCGCUGCCGCCCGCCAUUGCCGUGGCGGUGGUGGUGCUGCUGCUCGGCCACCAUCCACGAGCGUUGGUGCAGGCGCAGCCUUCGCCGGGCUACUUCCCGAGCGCCACGGUAAGGUCCAUGGCCUUCUCCGAGGACUACGACAACCUGUGGGGGCCGCAGCACCAGACGCUGUCGCAGGACAAGAUGGCGCUCACCCUCUUGAUGGACCGCACCUCAGGCAGCGGUUUCAAGUCGAAGCGCUCGUACCGGAACGGCUACUUCGGCGUCUCCAUCAAGGUCCAGCCGGGCUACACCGCCGGCGUCAACACUGCCUUCUACCUGUCGAACAACGAGUUGUACCCGGGGAAGCACGACGAGAUCGACAUGGAGCUGCUGGGCACGGUGCCGGGGGAGCCCUACACGCUGCAGACCAACGUGUACGUGCGGGGCACCGGCGACGGCGCGCGCCUGGUGGGGCGGGAGAUGCGCUUCCACCUCUGGUUCGACCCGGCGGCGGACUUCCACCACUACGCCAUCCUGUGGAACCCCGACGAGAUCGUCUUCCUCGUCGACGACGUCCCCGUCAGGCGCUACGCCGCCAGUGCUACGGGGGCCGCGGCGUUCCCGGACAGGGAGAUGUGGGCGUACGGCUCCAUCUGGGACGCCUCCGACUGGGCCACCGACGGCGGCCGCUACAGGGCCGACUACAGCUACCAGCCCUUCCUGGCGGGCUUCCGGGGGUUCAGGACCGCCGGCUGCGAGACCGCCGCGCCCGCCGGGUGCCGCCCCGUGCCGGCGUCCCCCGCCGGCGCUGGGCUCAGCGUGCAGCAGCGGGACGCCAUGCGCUGGGCGCAGCAGAGGUCCAUGGUCUAUUACUACUGCCAGGAUUACACCAAGGAUCACUCCUUAUACCCAGAGUGCUCGCUCGCUACCUAG
This is a messenger RNA of Miscanthus lutarioriparius, 1050 nucleotides long. The record is from the annotation of a GenBank genome assembly. Lineage: Eukaryota; Viridiplantae; Streptophyta; Magnoliopsida; Poales; Poaceae.